AUGAAGCUUGAGAUUGAGAAUCUGAGGCAGUUGAGUGUCUCAAGCCUUGAGGAGAUGGUUUCUGAAAUAAAAGGGAAGCUGGCUCUUCUUAGGCAGAAAAAGGUUACUGAAGAGAUCAGUGAUGAUAGUAUUAGAAUGACCAAGAAGAAUUUAGCUCUGGUUUUGACCGUGAGGACCGAGAAGAUUCUAACGGAAAUGGUUGAGAAGUACAAGGGAACACCUAUUAACAAACUUCCGAAGCAGCUUCGACCAAAGCUCAACAGAGCUAAGCGACGACUUCUGACAAAACAACAAGCUAAGAGGAUAACUAGAAGGGAAAGAUGCAAGGUAAGAAAGUUCCCGAAAGUUAUAUAUAGCUACAGCGAAUAA
Molecule: messenger RNA, 369 nt
Organism: Ordospora pajunii
Lineage: Eukaryota; Fungi; Microsporidia; Ordosporidae
Exons: 1
Coding region: 1-369 (122 amino acids)
Biological process (GO): translation; maturation of LSU-rRNA from tricistronic rRNA transcript (SSU-rRNA, 5.8S rRNA, LSU-rRNA)
Cellular component (GO): ribosome; cytosolic large ribosomal subunit
Molecular function (GO): structural constituent of ribosome; mRNA binding
Source: RefSeq, a predicted model, not a curated record